AUGGCGGCCUCCUUGCGGCUGGGGCGUCAGGGAAUUUUAAUUAGUCUGAGAUUAGUGAAAUUUAAGAAAGACCCAUGGGCGCCGCAUUUAUGUCGAGGUCAAUUAAGGCACUUUUUUCAGUCCCCAUCUUUUUUUGGGGUUGCUCCACUCAAGGUUCAGAUGCCAGCUCUCUCCCCCACUAUGGAGGAAGGCAACAUCGUUAAAUGGCUGAAGAAGGAAGGUGAGACAGUGGCGGCUGGUGAUGCGCUCUGUGAGAUCGAGACAGAUAAGGCAGUGGUUACCAUGGAGUCCAAUGAUGAUGGGGUCCUGGCCAAAAUCCUGAUGGAGGAGGGCAGUCGUAAUGUGCGUCUGGGUACUCUUAUUGCUCUCAUGGUGGAGGAAGGACAGGAUUGGAAACAGGUGGAGAUACCACCUCCUGAGGCUGCCCCGCCCGCUCCCACACCGCCCGCAGCUGCACCAACCCCAGUGGCUCCAGCAACCGCUGUGGCUCCGCCUCCUCCACCCAGACCGAAUGGACAACUUCGGUUAAGCCCUGCUGCGAGGCACAUUUUGGAUACACAUGGUUUGGACCCUCAACUGGCUACAGCCACAGGACCACGAGGUCUCAUCACUAAAGAAGACGCGCUAAACCUGCUGAACAAAAAGGGUCCUGGCAAACCAGCCGCUGUCGUGGAAACACCUGCCCCUGCUCCCGCCCCUGCUGUGGCCCCGUCCACGCCCUCUGCCACCGCGCCCGUGUCCGGACGACCCGCCUACCCCCCAGUGUCCACACCAGGAAAACCCGGAGCUCCAGGCACCUUCACCGAGAUCCCAGCCACCAACGUCCGCCGGGUCAUCGCCCAAAGGCUCACGCAGUCCAAAACCACCAUCCCCCAUGCCUAUGCCUCAGUCGACUGUGACAUGGGCGCCGUCAUACAGCUACGCAAACAGCUGGCCAAAGAGGAGAUCAAGGUGUCCGUCAAUGAUUUCAUCAUUAAAGCGGCCGCAGUCACUCUAAAAGAGCUGCCGGAGGUCAACGUGACCUGGUCAGGAGAGGGACCUAAACCUCUGGACUCCAUCGAUAUCUCCGUUGCCGUGGCAACGGACAAAGGGCUCAUCACCCCUAUAAUCAAAGACGCUGCAAACAAAGGUGUUAAGGAGAUAUCGGCCAGCGCCAAGGUGUUGGCUCAGAAAGCUCGGGAAGGGAAGCUGCUUCCGGAGGAGUACCAGGGGGGCUCUUUCAGUAUUUCUAACCUUGGGAUGUUUGGUAUUAGUGGCUUCAGUGCGGUCAUUAACCCUCCUCAGGCCUGUAUCCUGGCCGUGGGAGUGUCCCGCGCCGAACUCCGCCUCUCUCCAGACGCGCAAGAAGGGGCAGGGCCCAGCCUCAGCACGCAGCAUCUCAUGACGGUCACGCUGUCCAGCGACGGACGGCUGGUGGACGACGAGCUGGCAUCGCGCUUUCUGGACAAGUUCCGCGCCAACCUGGAGCAACCACAGCGCAUGCUGCUCACCUGAGCUGAGAAAGGAGGAAGAGAGAGAAAGAGGUGUCAUUGGACUGAACGAGCACUGGCAGAAUGUUACCUUAAAACUGGCAUAGCGCAGCUUAUGCAAGGUCCCCUCAGAGUUUGAUCCUAGGUAUGCCAGUGAAAGCUGGAACUAGGGCUAUAAAGUGAUUCUGUUUCAUAGAUUCCAUGGCCACGUUUUUGAAAGUGAAAUCAUUUGUGAAUACUUUGCUGUAAGGUGAAUGGGUGACAGGUGUUGAGAUGUUAAGGAUUUUUUUGUACAACUGUACAUUGUAUUUAUUACAGUCAUCUUGGAUUCCAGUACAUGUUCUUCUCUGUCCUUUGGACAUCUCCCGUUUGAAUGCUGACUGCAUGUCCACCAUCUGUCUACACCGUUUCAAACACAGCCCCACUGAUAUUGUACAUUUAUCUUUAUGUUAAUUAUAUACACUAACUUAUUAGAAAAAAAAACCACCAGUGUCCAUCAACUUCCUCAAGAGCUCAAAGCCAUGUCAUCAAGCCAAUAAAAUCUGAUGUUUUC
Chanos chanos (milkfish) is the source of this 2022-nucleotide messenger RNA. RefSeq names its product pyruvate dehydrogenase complex component X (gene pdhx). Gene Ontology annotation, cellular component: mitochondrion; pyruvate dehydrogenase complex. The coding region runs from base 1 to 1494 and encodes 497 amino acids. Gene Ontology annotation, biological process: pyruvate decarboxylation to acetyl-CoA. The record is from RefSeq and is a predicted model, not a curated record. The transcript is spliced from 11 exons. Lineage: Eukaryota; Metazoa; Chordata; Actinopteri; Gonorynchiformes; Chanidae. Gene Ontology annotation, molecular function: acyltransferase activity.